This is a messenger RNA of Ictalurus punctatus (channel catfish), 5852 nucleotides long. RefSeq names its product pleckstrin homology domain containing, family H (with MyTH4 domain) member 2 (gene plekhh2). The transcript has 31 exons. Bases 189 to 4442 code for a protein of 1417 amino acids. NCBI's taxonomy places the organism in Eukaryota, Metazoa, Chordata, Actinopteri, Siluriformes, Ictaluridae. Gene Ontology annotation, biological process: negative regulation of actin filament depolymerization. Gene Ontology annotation, cellular component: cytoplasm; cytoskeleton. Gene Ontology annotation, molecular function: actin binding. The record is from RefSeq and is a predicted model, not a curated record.
UCGCGAGGCUGCGGUGAGAUGCUGAAAUAAAAGUGUGUAUGUGAGAGAGAAAGAGAGAAAGAGAAGUAUUUUUGCAAGAAGAGGAGAGAUUGAGAGCAUGAAGCUUUACUGAGAAUAAUUAUGGAGUGAAAGCGGCAGCUAUAUCUUCAUCUUUUUCUUUCGGUUUGUUCCAGGACUGAGAAGCUGUGAUGUCCGGCAGCAUGAGCGAGGCCGAUGAGGCUUCAUCUGGGGAAUGGAAGGAGAAGUAUAUGGCUCUGGAAGCUCUGCUCUUGAAGUUCCGUGGACAGAUGAGUGUGAUUCGAGACCUCACCACAGAAAAGAUGCAGCAGUUGGAAACACAGGUUUUGGAGGCAGAGCGAAAUGCCUAUGAAGCAAACCAGCAGGUGCACUGGAUGGAGGAGCAUCUGAAGGCUACUGAUGUGGAGUCUGCUGACUCUGAGCUGAAGCUCUUCAGACGCUGCCAAGACCUUCAGGCUGCUCUGCAGGAGAAAGAAGAGCUGAUAACAUCACUGGAGCAACAGUUAGAGGAACAGAAACAGGGCCGAAUUCAAGAUGCCAAGAUUGUAGAGGAGAAAGCUGCAAAGAUCAAGGAGUGGGUGAUGCGGAAAUUAAAUGAGUUUGAAGUAGAAAACACCUCCUUGAGGGAAACAAACCAACAGCAGGAGUCUCAGAUAUUGGAACUAAAGAGACAAAUUCAAGUCCUGGAGAAGGCUGUAGACUACAGAGGGUUGGAUCACGCUAAACCUGGACAGGCCCAGCGGCUCAGCAGCCUGACCUUUGGCUGCUUUCACGUCCAAGGGAAGAGUCCUCAGGUGCGGACAGGCCCCAUGCCAGUUCAGAGGAGCACAGGCGGUGUGUGUACGACCCUCACACCCACCGACUCCAGGAGGCUCUCAGCUGAUUGUGGGAAUAAACACAAUCCAGAGGCUGAGGCUGUGAGUCCGAGUCCUAGAAUGGAGUCUGAGCAAGAGAAGGAGUGUGCAACUACAGAGGACAUUCUGUCUCACAAUGCUGAGGACGAAGCAGAACCAAGGGAACCCUACCGUACCAACUUAGAAGACCCUGACAUACAACAUCCCAUCUCUAAUAUAUUUUCUUCUCAACUUGCUGGAUCAGAUGCUGCAGCCGAGGAAAAAGCCAGCGAGGACAGGGCGGACUCGUCAGAUGAGCUGAACAAGCAGUUUCGCAUGCAGCGUCUAAAUUCUUCAUCAUCCUCCAGUGAGGCCAAUACACCCAGCCCAAUUCUGACCCCAAAACGCCCCACGCCAUCCCAAGAUGCACAUGAUACACCUGCCUCGCCCAAGCAGCCCCGCCUACGCAGCCCCAAUGCCUUUAGCGUUAGUGUUGCGCUAGCCAAGAAACACCUAAGCCAGCCUUCAGCGGUUAGUGAAACAGUCCACGGGAGAACACGCAAUGCCAUUAGCAUGCUACGCCCAUUGAAGCCGCAUGAGACUGAUUUGAACCAGGAGCAGGAGAUGGAGACUGGUGAGAGUAUGAUACCCUCUGAAGAGUCAUCUAAAAGCCCAGCAGAAGAGCCAAAGUCCCCUGAUACGGCUGCACCCUUACCAGGGAACAAGCCGCCCACCCCCCCGCUGCACAGGUUCCCCUCCUGGGAAAGCAGAAUAUAUGCUGUGGCUAAAUCUGGAAUUCGGCUUUCAGAAACAUCAUGUACAGACAUAGCAAAUAAAGACUCUUCUCACCCAUCCUCAUACCCUGCCUUCAUGCUGUACACAUCUCUCAUCUACAGAAACAUGAACACACUGGUCUACACCACAGUCAAAGGGAGGGUGGCGUUGCUGGGCAGCACUCAGUUUUCCGAGGAGUCUUCCACCUCUGAGGAGGAGGAGGGUUUGGAGGAGUGUCACUCAAACUCGGGUGAGGAGGAGAGCAGUUUGCACACCUCCAGCUCCAACUGUGCCAAAAGCUCCUUCAGGAGAGCCGUGUCCCUUUCCUCCAUGGCGUCUGAGAGUGACUACGCCAUCCCUCCUGAUGCCUAUUCUACAGACACCGAGUGCUCUGAGCCUGAGAACAAACUGCAAAAGACCUGCUCUUCCAGCAGUGACAGUGGCAAGAGUGAGCCAAUGGAAAAGUCUGGCUACCUACUUAAGAUGGUGAAGACAUGGAAGAAGACCUGGAAACGCCACUGGUUUGUCCUGAAAGAUGGAGAACUGAUGUUCUACAAGUCACCGAGUGAUGUCAUCCGUAAACCUCAAGGCCAGAUUGAACUCACUGCUUCCAGCAGUAUUUCCCGUGGGGAUGGCAAACAAAUACUUCAGGUGGUGACAGGAAAACAUGUGUAUAAUUUAAAAGCCGACUCUCCUAACCUUCUAGAGGAGUGGCUCAAGGUCCUGCAGUGUGUGCAGAAAGUCAAAGCAGCCAGUCCCCUCUUCACCCAACCCAACAUCCGGCCAACCAUGAAGGGACACCUGACUAAGAUGAAGCAUGACUAUUCUAAGCGUGUGUGGUGCACACUUAUUGGAAAGACUUUGUACUACUUCAGAUGCCAAGAGGACAAGUUCCCACUGGGUCAGAUCAGGUUGGCAGAGGCACACGUAGAAGAAUGGAACUCUGAUGAGGACAAUAAGAGUGGACAGUCCACUCAAUCCACCAUCUCCAUCCAGACCCUUAACCAGAGCCCCAAUUACCUUCACAUAGAUUCCCCUCACGAGAAAGCAGCAUGGCUGUACCACCUGUCUGUGGCAGCAGGCACCAACGUGGGGCAGGUGGGAACUGAGUUUGAGCAGCUGGUUGGCAAAUUGCUUAGUGUGGACGGGGACUCGGACUCUCAAGUGUGGAGGCAUCCCAUGUUGUGCUUCAGCAAGGAAGCCCUGUCCACCCCUCUCACCACUCUGCCCUCACAGGCCUUACAGACUGAAGCCAUCAAACUUUUUAAGACAUGCCAGCUCUUUAUUAAUGUAGUCAUCGACACUCCAGCCAUAGACUAUCAUGUGACACUGGCACAGUGUGCACUGCAGGUGUGUCUCGCACACUCCGAGCUGCAGAACGAGAUCUACUGCCAGCUCAUCAAACAAACACGCAGGAGGCAGCCUCAUGAACAGCCAGGCCCACUGCAGGGUUGGCAGUUUCUGGCAUUGUGUGUGGGACUCUUCCUGCCGCAGCAUCCCAUUCUCUGGCUUCUCCAUGUCCAUCUCAAAAAGCACGCUGACCCCAGGACAGAGGUGGGGAAGUAUGCCAUCUACUGCCAGCGUUCUAUGGAGAGAACUCAGCAGAAGGGUGAGCGCCAGGCCCGGCCCUCACGAAUGGAGAUACUGUCCAUCUUACUGAGGAACCCAUACCACCACUCGCUGCCAUUCAGUGUGCCUGUGCACUUUCUCAACAACACCUAUCAGGUUGUUGGUUUCGAUGCCUCUACCACAGUGGAAGAGUUCCAGAACCAUCUAAAUCAGGACACGGGCAUGAGGAAGACGGGCCAGUCCGGUUUUAGUCUCUAUUCAGAUGAUCCCACCGGCCAAAACCUAGAACACUGUCUACAGGGCAGUCUUAUGAUUUGUGACAUUAUAUCUAAAUGGGAGCAGGCCUGUAAGGAGUUACACACGGGCAAAUCUGAGAACACCAGGACUGUGAAACUCACGUACAAAAACAGGCUGUACUUCUCUCAGCAGCUGAGAGGAGAGACUGAGAGAGAGCGCCUGCUCUUGGCCUAUCAGACUAACGAGGAGAUUGCAGCAGGUCAUUUCCCUGUAAACAAAGAGCUUGCAAUAGAGAUGUCUGCUCUGCUGGCACAGGUGGAGUUUGGAGACUUUGAGCGACCGUUCCCAAGUGCAGUCGGCUCUGCCUCUGGACAGGCCAAAACUACACAAACUUUAAAGCAGGUUCUGGAGCGCUUCUACCCCAAGCACUACAGACGAACCUGCUCAGAGGAGCAGCUGAGGCAGUUAUGUGAGGGAAUCUCGGCUCGAUGGGCAUCACUGAGGGGGCGCUGCACCUCUGAGUGUGUGCGGAUCUAUCUGACUGUGGCCCGCAAGUGGCCCCUUUUUGGAGCCAAGCUGUUUGAAGCUGAGCCCCAGUCACCCUCUUCACUGCAAAGCACACGUGUGUGGGUAGCUGCGCAUGAGAAUGGGUUGAGCGUGUUGGACUUUACGUCCAUGAAACUUCUAGUGUCCUUCUCCCAUAAGAACAUUAUAACAUUUGGAGGUUGUAGUCAGGACUUCAUGCUGGUGGUGACUCAGAGCUCCGGAAGCAACACAGCCAGAAAAACAUCCAGUGAGAAGCAUCUGUUCGCUAUGGGUGCUUUUAAGAUCCGAGAGCUGACGCUCCUUAUGGCCAGCUACAUUAACAGCACCCAUCAACAGAAGUCAGCAGCACACCAUCUCUCUGCCCCAGCUCUGCUGCUGGCCCAAAGUCAGUCUGGGGAGCAACACGCCUCUAAAUCCCCUCUUGCAGGUGGUGGCAGACCUAGCAAAGCCCCAACACUACUCUGAAGUGCCUUAUACUGGUCUCAACUGAUUGGCUCAUUACUUUGAACCUCCCCCAGUUACCAGGGAAACACAUUGAGAGUGACUUAUGGGUUUCGGGAAUGAGUAUAACUGUGAUCCACCCAAACCUGUUUGAACUGGCCCCUGAAACUCAACGAUGCCGGCUGUGUUGUGGAACAGACAAAAGAAGUGGAAAAGAAAAACAACAGUGUUAGACCACAAUUUUUUUUCAGUCAAUGAAACUUGAAUCAUUUUAAAAUGAUGGUUCCAUUACAUUUUAUCACUUAAAAUGGCAAAAAAUGUGAAUUAAAAUGGCAGUCCAAACAAACAGCUUAGAAUUAAAGCAACAUAUCUGAAAGCUUUCUCUUGUCAGUGUUUAUAUAAAUCUUGGGCAGCCAGAGUUAAUUCAAUGAUAUGAAGAGCAUGAUUUGCACAUGGUUUGUUUAUAUUUGCUUACGGCAAUUCACAUUACAAAGACAUUAGCUCACUAACAUGAGAUGGUUGUAGGUAUAUUGUUUUUAGGAUACAUGGAAAGACUAUCAGUGUUACAGAGAAUGUUCAGUAAAGCAUGUUUGUUAAGACUAUACAGGUCAAGUUAAUUUUUACCAGUGAGUCAACCAUCUGAGAAUUUGCUGUUGGAAGUUAAACACCUUAGAUAUAAUCACCCAACUGAUACUGAAAGGCAGCAGGAGAAGCCUGGUUUAGCAUUAAGGCACAAAGUCUUGUGUAACACACACUGAACCUCGUUGGUCCGGUCUAACCUGAUUCCAGUGAGUGUUAGUAUCACACACCCUUAACCUUCAGCUCUGAUGUGUUUUUUUUCAUGGAUAACUUUCAAGUGAUCUUAUACAUCUUUAGUAGGGAAACAAAGUGGUAUUACAUAAAAUAAAAAAAGGAACGGUGUGGCUGUUCAUGAAACACUUCAGUAAGUGAAUGCCAUCUUUAAAGAACUGAAACUAGUAUACAAGUCAGAAAAGCAUGUGUUUGAAAUAACCUUCAUCUGGAGUUCGGCAAGACAAGACAGCCACAAAUUUUUGCUGCAUAAUUAAGCCACAUUCUUUAAAUGUGCUGCUUUCCCCAUGACAACAGGCAUGUCCUACCUAGUCACACUUCCCAACUACCUGAACAGGAAGAUCAUUCAUAGAGUUUGUGUUUCUGUUUACGUGUCUGUUUAAGCAUAGACUGCAGAUAAUUACAAAGAGGUGUUUAAAACAACUCAAGUUUAAGGGGGGGUGUAACAAAAAACACUCAAUUGGAAUAUCACCUCAUGUAAGCCAACACAGGUUUCUAGUAGUAUUAUAAAAUGACCACUACUGAUAUUCUGUAGUAACUCAUCUCCCAAGUAGGAGCCCAUUUAAAGCAUUUAUAGGGCCAUUAUAGUCACAGUAUGCAGGUGUGGAAAAAAAAAUAAAUAAA